Molecule: messenger RNA, 1092 nt
Organism: Pseudogymnoascus verrucosus
Lineage: Eukaryota; Fungi; Ascomycota; Leotiomycetes; Thelebolales; Thelebolaceae
Exons: 2
Coding region: 56-676 (206 amino acids)
Cellular component (GO): cytoplasm
Source: RefSeq, a predicted model, not a curated record
AGCGAUUCAAGAAUUGACUCGCGGGGUUACUUGUGAGGGCAUCCUAUCAGCAAUAAUGGCUAAAAUCGACGCCCAAGUGGCAGCUCUGGUGGAUAAGACCGAGUAUAACUCGGACGACGAAGAUGCGCUCAUUGAGUCUCUGGAAGAUUCCCCAGCUCUCGACGCGUUCAGAGAGCAGCGUAUACAGCAGCUUCACGCCGAGUUUACACGGGCAAAGACGCAGAAGAACCAGGGGUUUGGCGACUACACCGAAAUCAAGGAUGAGAAGGCAUUGAUGGACUUGACUACGUCCUCAAAGCAUGCCGUGGUACACUUUUCAAAGGAGGACUUCCAACGUUGCAGGGUUAUGGACAGCCACCUUGAGUCACUGGCCAAGAAGCAUUUCGAUACCAGGUUCCUCAAGAUGAACGUCGAUAACGCCCCGUUUCUUGUUACGAAGCUAAGGGUCCAGGUCCUGCCCUGCGUUAUCUGUUUCGUUGGUGGAAUUAGCGUCGAUAGGAUCGUAGGCUUCGAGGGGUUGUCAUACACCGCGGAUAACUUCACUACUGCCGAUCUUGAAGCGCGUCUACUUGGCUCUGGUGUGGUCCAAAGAGCGAAGACGCAGGGCGAUGGUGGUGUUAGAUUCGGCGUCAAGAAGGCUGUGAAGGAAGACAGCGAUAAUGAUGACUGGGAUUGAGAGGCUUUAUCUAGGCUUUGGUCAAAGUUUCAGGGACUUUGCCGCAGUGAGUUUGCCCCUUGGCUACCACAGCACACCAGCAUACAUCUACCAGGCCAGUAGAAGACCUGAGUAUGCUACGCCCGUAACUCUCUCGGCUCUCGGCUCGUUGGCGUAGCCAAGUAUCAGGAAGAGGCAUACUCUGCCGUGCCCCUUCGACACAUUGCGACAGGGGAAGAAGAAGUGGCGGUGAAAAGAUCGAGCCAAAUAUCAAUUUUACCAAUCGCUAUAACUCUCCAGGCCCCUUGGUUCCACCUCAGGGAUGAAGCUUGAGAUGAGACUAUCCCACGUGGAAUUAAACCACGAAUCAAGCCCCAUAAAGGUUCACAUUCAUAGACCUUACUAGAAUUCUUCAAGAAAAUAUGACGAGAUGAUCA